UGGCUGUUAGGAGCGAGGCUGGGGCUCUGCGGGGAACAAGAAAGGCUCCCCAGGAAAACGAAACUGAAACAUUUCUGUCCGAGGCUGCUGGGGCGGAGUACCCUGCGGCCCCAUUUCCCGUCCUUUUGAGUCCCGAGCGGUUGCUACGACCCCGCAGUCCAAAGCCAUGGCCUGCAGAUCCGACCCGCCAUCCCCGAUGCUUGUGCGGGUGAGCCACUCCGGUCCCCGGCUACAUCGAAAGCUGGAACUCUACUUCCAGAGCCGGUCUUCGGGGGGUGGUGAGUGCACGGUUCGUCCCCACGACCAAGGAGGCCCGGACACUUUCCUGGUGAGAUUCCAGGCCAGGGCAGAUAAAGAGAGAGUAUUGAAAAAGGAAAAUCAUAAUAUUACACUUGAUGAUAAAAUUGUGACAAUUUACCUGGAUCCCACUGAAAAUCCAACGGAGAUGAAUACCCAACUCAGAAAUUCUUCAUUGACUCAAGUAAGAGAAGAGCAAAGGUCAGAUGAGAAGCAUCUAAAUGAAGAAUAUAUUCCAGACACUGUGGCUUCCUGUGUCCAAAAGAUCUUUCUUGAUGUCACCGCUGAUCUGAAUUGUGACCUGUUUUCUAAAGAGCAAAGGAACCAUAUCUCCACUCUCUGCCCCAAUAUCAAAAAAAUGGAGGGCAGCAAAGGGAUAGAGAAGGUGUGUGGUGACUUCAGAGAUAUUGAAAAAAUAUAUCACUACUUGAGCAAGCAACUACUUGACAAUGAAUUGAAAUGUGGCUCUUCCACUUUACUAGAGGAGAGUCAAUUACUCCAUCCACCAAGCUGGAACAACAGUGUUAGUUUACUGGAGAGGCAACUGCAUUACCCAUCAAGUUCAAACAAUAAUGUAAGUUUACUUCAUGAGAAGCAACUACUUACUCCCUCAGAACUACAAAACAGGUCUGAAGAAAAAAACAUGCAUUGUGAAAUUCCUUUGCUUUUCUUUGAAUAUUUCAAAUAUGUCUCUCCCAAUAAAUUAGAAUCCAUAGAGAGAAAAUUUGGUAUAAAAAUUAAAAUUCAGGAAUGUUCACCCUAUGUCCAUUUAGACUUCAUCAAAAAUCAAUCAAAUAACUGUAACCUAGCUCUUAACUCUUUUGCUAGUGAAUUUCAAAAGGUUACAGUAGCUCUGAAGGAGGAGCAUAUCAUUUUACCAGAUAAUGAGAAGCCACAUAAAAUCAAACAGAAAUUGGUCCACCUGUUUGAAAAGCUCCUCAUAAAGGAGAAUAAAAAAGGAUUAACUCUCAUUGGGACCCAAGAUGAUAUCACAGCUGCCAAACAAUUUCUUGCUUCCUCAACUCCUGAAAGUCUUACUAAGGUAUCUUUGAAAAUACAGCCUCCUGAAUACAUGAUGAAUGGAAUUGGGGUUGAUACUCCCCAGUUAAAGCUUUUGAGAACUGAAUUAUGCCAGAAAAUAUCUGAGAUAGAAAAAACAUAUGACUGUCAAAGUCGUGUUUCAGAAGGAAACCAGAAAACUUACAUUAUAUUUGAACCUAAGAACAAGGAAUUAGAUUUGUCUGUGCAUGCAUAUGUAAAUUUCAUCGAUGCUUAUCAAGAUAUUUCAAGUCAGUUGACAAAAGAAAUUCUUUUAUUGAAAUCUUUGGGCAAGAAGAAAAAGCACUUGCAAGGCAAAAAGUUCUCUGAUGAUUUUAGGAAAAAUCAUCCAAAUGUACACUUUGUGUCAAAUCAAGAGACAAUGACUUUGAUUGGGUUGCCAAGUCUCCUGGAGAAGGCAAAGCAGUAUGUCUUACAAGAAGAGGGAAUGUCUUUAUUAACUAGAGAGAAAUGGAGUGGGGAUCCUCAAACAACUGUGGAUGUUGAUAGUAACAAUUCAAAGAUAGCUCCACCAACAUUCCAGCAUUCAGCCAGUGCUGGGAACACAGGAAUGGAUGAGAAUAAGAAUCAAUGUAUGAUCUGCUUGGAUACCAUUCGUAACAAAAAAGUGCUCUCAGAGUGUAAACAUGAGUUCUGCAAUGACUGUAUCAAUAAAGCCAUGAAAUAUAAACCAUUUUGUCCUCUGUGCAUGACUCCCUAUGGUAUCCUGACAGGGAACCAGCCAGAGGGUACCAUGGAUGUGUCUUUUUCAGAGUCUUCAAUUUCAGGUUAUGAACAGCAUGGCACCAUUAUCAUCACUUACAAAAUGAAAGGAGGCAUACAAACAGAAAUGCACCCAAACCCAGGGAAGAGCUAUCUUGGAAUAGAACGAACAGCAUACUUGCCUAAUAAUGAGGAAGGAAAGGAGGUUUUGAAUCUGCUUCGAAGGGCCUUUGACCGAAAACUGAUUUUCACAGUGGGGUAUUCUCACACAUCAGGAGUCUCAAAUGUUAUUACAUGGAAUGAUAUUCACCACAAAACAGCCACAUUUGGGGGACCAGCACGCUAUGGAUAUCCUGAUCCGAAUUAUCUGAAACGUGUCAAACAGGAGCUGAAAGAUAAAGGAAUUGAAUAAGAAGUACUAUUAGAAUGUCUUGAACCAAGCUUUCAGAAGAUUAAAUAAAAUCAUUAUCAAUCAAAUUUUAUGUAGAAAUGCCUGUUGAAAUUGUCAUCUCAAGUAGUAGUUUGUAUAAGUGUUAAAACAUGCUAGUCUGUCAUUUUGGGGAGAGAAGUGGAAUGCUAUGGUCUAAAAUUAUUAUUUGUUUCUAUAUGCUAUGUUUUGUUUUGGGCCAUGUCCAGCAGUACACGGGGCUUACUUAGAACUCUGGGCUCAUAGAGCACUCCUGGCACGGCUUGGGAGGAAUUAGGAGGAGUGUUGGGGAUUAAUCCUGGGUCAGUCACAUGAAAGACAGGUACCAUACCUACUAUACAAUAUUUCCACCCCAAAAGGCUGAAUUUCUUUUCUUCCUUUUUUCCUCCCAGAAAAUAGAAAGUUUAUUGAAAAGUGGAAGAGAAGAAACUAGAUAGCCAGAGAGGAAUCUAGCAUAGAACUAAGUUACAAAACCUGAAUAUUUUACUCCAAAAAAUUGGCUGUUGAGCAUUGAAUUCUGAACAUUGACCAGACUUCUAGCUUGACCCUUGUUUUCUCUUGAUUCUGUAAUCUGCCAUAUGGGGUGCACAUAUUCAUGAAUGUCCCUUUCUCUAGAUAAUAGUGAUCUGAGUAUACUUCACUUCUGGUUUUACUAGAUAAGUAAUCUUACUUUUGUUCCCAGAUUGUAAUUUUCUUUUAUAACCCUUUUAGUAGUUUUUCCAUCUUUUCACUAUGCUCCAUCAAGUUGUCUUUUUGUCCUUACAAUAUAUCACCCUAGCUGUUUAUGGAGAAAGAAAAGGCAGGAGUUGAACUUUCCCUGAGGAAUAUAUAACAUGUCAUAAUUUACUUUCAAAUGGUUUUCAAGAAGAAAUCGAUAGUAAUAGGUUGUCUGGUUAUUGUGUUUCUCCUAAAAUGGUGAGAUAUCUUCUUUUUUCUUAAAAAUAUAUAUAACACACAUGUACAUUUUU
Messenger RNA from Suncus etruscus (white-toothed pygmy shrew), 3453 nucleotides. It is a transcript of the gene DTX3L, whose product is annotated as deltex E3 ubiquitin ligase 3L. The record is from RefSeq and is a predicted model, not a curated record. NCBI's taxonomy places the organism in Eukaryota, Metazoa, Chordata, Mammalia, Eulipotyphla, Soricidae. Gene Ontology annotation, biological process: protein ubiquitination; Notch signaling pathway. The transcript has 5 exons. Bases 167 to 2470 code for a protein of 767 amino acids.